AUGAGAGACAAGGCAGCGUUGGUUUCAUUCAUGUCCGGGAUUGUUUCAGACCCUCACCAUGCUCUAGAGGACUGGAAUUCUAAUUUGGACGAUGUUCAUUUUUGUAAUUGGACUGGCAUCAGUUGCAACAAUGCCGGAAACCAAGUUGUGGAGCUUGAUCUUAGUGGAAAGUCCUUAAGAGGCACUAUUUCACCAGUUCUCUCUAAUCUUUCUUCCUUGACCAUUCUUGAUUUGUCAAGCAACUUGUUCGAAGGUCACAUUCCAAGAGAGCUAGGCUCUCUUUCUCAGCUCACACAGCUCAGCUUAUCAUCAAAUCUUCUUGAAGGAAACAUUGCAGCUGAGCUUGGUUUAUUUCACAGAUUGGUGUAUCUUGAUUUAGGAAGCAACCGGCUAGAGGGAGAAAUUCCGAUGCCGCUUUUCUGCAAUCACUCAUCUAAUUCUCUGCAGUACAUAGACUUGUCUAACAAUUCUUUGAGCGGAAAAAUUCCUUUAUUACAUGGAUGUGAGCUGCAAAAACUGAGGUUUCUUCUACUUUGGUCCAAUCAUCUAGUUGGACAGGUUCCUGCAGCACUUUCAAACUCCUCGAAACUUGAAUGGCUUGACUUAGAGUCCAACAUGCUAAGUGGGGAGCUGCCAUCGGAGAUUAUAGCGAAAAUGCCACAAUUGCAAUACCUCUACAUGUCCUACAAUGACUUUGUGAGCCAUGAUGGUAACACUAACCUUGAACCUUUUCUUACCUCUUUAGUUAAUGCCUCUAACUUUCAAGAGCUUGAAUUAGCUGGGAAUAACCUAGGGGGAGAGAUACCGCCUAUUAUUGGUGAUCUUUCAACCAAUCUUGUACAAGUUCAUUUAGAUGAUAAUCUUCUUUAUGGUUCAAUCCCUCCUCACAUCUCAAACCUUGUCAACCUCACCCUCUUGAACUUGUCCAGUAACCAUUUGAAUGGAACAAUCCCAUCCAAACUAUGCCAAAUGAGAAAGCUGGAACGGGUAUACCUGUCGAACAAUUCACUCUCUGGUGAGAUUCCAUCUGAACUAGGUGGUAUUCCCCAUCUAGGCCUUCUAGAUUUAUCGAGAAACAAGCUUUCUGGUUCAGUCCCAGAUAGUUUUGAAAACCUUUCCCAGUUACGAAGGCUAUUGCUCUACGACAAUCAACUGACAGGGACGAUACCACCAAGUCUAGGAAAGUGCAUCAACUUAGAGAUACUAGACCUUUCUCACAAUCAAAUGUCCGGGGUGAUUCCUAGUGAAGUUGCAGGGUUAAGGAGCUUGAAGUUAUACUUGAACUUGUCAAGUAAUAACUUACAUGGAGAGGUACCCAUGGAGCUAAGUAAAAUGGACAUGGUGCUAGCAAUAGACCUGUCUUCCAAUAAUCUUUCUGGCACAAUCCCUUCGCAACUUGGGAGCUGCAUUGCCCUUGAGUCUGUCAACAUUUCAUCAAAUUCCUUACAAGGGCCUGUCCCUGAAUCAAUAGGAAAGUUGCCUUUUCUGCAGAAACUUGAUGUAUCUUCAAACCAGUUGGCUGGAGAAAUACCAGAGUCUCUGGAGCAAUCCUUGACUCUGAAGGAACUUAACUUCUCUUUCAACAGCUUCUCUGGGAAUGUAUCAAACAAAGGCGCCUUUUCUUUGCUGACUGUAGACUCUUUCCUCGGAAAUGCUGGCCUCUGUGGCUCAAUAAAAGGCAUGCCAAGAUGCAAAAAGAAGAAUUCUCAUCAUUUGGCUAUACUCUCAGUCCUGCUGUCAUUGAUCAUCACUCCCAUUUUUUGCCUAGUUGGUUACCCCCUCAUGCACAGAUCAAAAAUCCAAAGGCACCUGGGACUUGUUAAUGAAAGGGAAUUGCAAGAUGAUGACAAAGAAGAAGGGAAAGAAGAGCAUAAGUACCCGAGAAUCUCAUAUGAGCAGCUCAUUGAAGCCACAGGUGGAUUCAGUGCUUCAAGCCUGAUAGGUUCAGGCCGAUUUGGACACGUAUACAAGGGUGUUCUUCAUGAUAACACAGUGAUUGCAGUCAAAGUUUUGGAUUUGGAGACAGAAGAAGAGAUUUCUGGAAGCUUUAAAAGGGAAUGCCAAGUCUUGAAGAGAACCAGACACAGAAAUUUGAUUAGAAUCAUCACAACUUGCAGUAGACCGGACUUUAAGGCUCUCGUUCUGCCAUUGAUGUCGAAUGGGAGCCUCGAGAGGCAUCUUUACUCAUCGUCAUCAAGCCACUGUGGAUUGAAUCUGAUCCAGCUGGUGAGCAUCUGCAGUGAUGUAGCUGAAGGACUUGCCUAUUUGCACCACCAUUCACCUGUCAGAGUUGUACACUGUGAUCUCAAACCGAGCAACAUUCUACUAGAUGAAGACAUGACAGCUUUAGUUACUGAUUUUGGAAUCGCAAGACUGGUUAAAGGUGAAGACGAGACUAUUUCCAUGAUUGAUUCGACAUCUUUCAACUCAGCAGAUGGCUUUUUAUGUGGAUCCAUUGGCUAUAUAGCUCCUGAGUAUGGAAUGGGAAAAUGUGCUUCGACUCAGGGAGAUGUUUUCAGCUUUGGGGUGCUUCUGCUAGAAAUUGUUACAGGAAGGCGACCAACAGACGUUGAAUUUCACAAAGGUUCAAGCUUACAGGAAUGGAUUAAAACUCAGUACCCCCAGAGGCUCGAGCCUAUAGUCCAACAAGCAGUAGAAAGGUGUGCCCCAGCUUCAAUGCCGAAGCAAUAUAACAGAAUAUGGGGGGAUGUGAUUCUGGAGUUGAUUGAGAUUGGUCUUAUGUGCACACAGCACAAUCCUUCACUGAGACCAAAUAUGCAGGAUGUCGCUCAUGAAAUGAGCCGGGUGAAGGAGUACAUCUCCAAUCCUUCAUCAGCAUUGUUGAUCGAAGAAGUGGACACUACGGUUGAUUCAGUCUAAUAUUGGAAUGUGAUAGAACAGUUUUGUUGAAAUACUUUACUAAUCAUUGAAUUCAUUUAUUUCUUACUAAUGGAUUUUGUGG
Messenger RNA from Argentina anserina (silverweed cinquefoil), 2962 nucleotides. RefSeq names its product putative leucine-rich repeat receptor-like serine/threonine-protein kinase At2g24130. The record is from RefSeq and is a predicted model, not a curated record. The coding region runs from base 1 to 2880 and encodes 959 amino acids. Gene Ontology annotation, biological process: protein phosphorylation. Gene Ontology annotation, cellular component: membrane. The transcript is spliced from 2 exons. Lineage: Eukaryota; Viridiplantae; Streptophyta; Magnoliopsida; Rosales; Rosaceae. Gene Ontology annotation, molecular function: protein kinase activity; ATP binding; protein binding.